This is a messenger RNA of Linum tenue, 475 nucleotides long. The record is from the annotation of a GenBank genome assembly. Lineage: Eukaryota; Viridiplantae; Streptophyta; Magnoliopsida; Malpighiales; Linaceae.
GUUUUGUUUUCAUGACUUCGAUGCACAUUGAUGACAUGAAAAUCCACCAUUAAGUUCAAGAACAACCGGUGGAUCAAUUUAACUAUACAUGGCUAAGGAUGCUCUUGCCCUGAUCACCCUAUUCCUUUUCCUCUUAGUUUCAACAGGUAUGAUUCAGACCUAAAGUUAACACAACUUCCUAUCUGACAUCUGCUCUUAAGACUCCCACAGGCUCAACUUGAAUUUAAUGGAAUUAUGCAGCAAUGCCUAUCACAGAAGAAAAGCUUUGCCAGAGGCGCAGCAAAACCUGGUCAGGAUCUGCACAAACUCUGGCAGCUGCAAUCGAACAAUGCAAGAACUUGGAAAAGGCAUUUAGUGGAGCUAUAUCAAAUGCCGAAAUCAAAAGUUCAACAUAUGCUGCCUGCUGUUGAUGAUGAUGUUUCAUGUUUGCUUAAAUAAGCCAUCCAUGGUUAUAUCCGAAUACAGUGUGAGAAUG